AUGGACAACUCAGCACUCGGUUUCGCCUGGGGCCGCCUGUCGCACCGCCGGACACGCUCUGGGGAUCCAAGCAACACGCCAGCGCCCAUCGAGUUUACGAGAGACGGCACCAGGUAUACAUUAGAACCAAAAGCAACGCCGUCGCCAAAAACUCCAUCCACACAACACUCUCGCUCUAAAUCCUGGAGCACAUCAAAAGACAAAGGCCAGGCCGCCAAGUCACACAUCUUCUUCCAAUUCGCAGACUAUCCCAACUUUAAAGCUACCCUGAGCCCGCCAAACCCACUGGACCUACACCGUGCUGCCUCGAGCUCCAAGGGAAGCCACAGAAGCAACAACAGCAUCUCCUCACUCUCUACAAAGGAUACUUCGCUGCAUGGCUCAAGCAGCUCCAUAGAGAUACCUCAGCGGCAAUUUCCCACCAUUGCUCCUCAGCGACCGCCACGCCCUCCUCGUGGACUUUUUGAGGAUGAGGAUGAUGAGGAGGACUCUGCGGCCGUGGCAGAUGAGAUGCACCUAGAUCACACAGCAGACGAAAACAUCAUGGGCUUGAUACGCCAGUCGGAUCGCGCCUUUGAGGAUGUUGGAGUGGCACUGGCUGAUGCCACCUACAGUACAUAUGUCGCACAAGCCAAGCCAGACAUGCUUGUUCUGAGUCGCGGCAACUCGGUGCGACGCCGCCGGCAGGGAAUCACUCCUCCUGUCACUGCGCGCAGAAGCUCGAUCAAUAGCAACAGGUCCAUCCGAAGAAACUCGAUCCAUUCAUCACAGAGCACCUCCACCAAGGGUCACGCCGCGCGCCCGCCUACGACAAAGAAGAUGGGCAAGCGAAACGUUUUACUGCCACGCAAGCUACGGAUGACUCUCUCACAAAGCGUCAGCGAUCUGCUGACCAGCCGGGCCUCUAAGCGCAUAUCCGUCACCAGCAGUCUAUCAUCCAUCUACUCGGAUCAGUUGGAGGAACACACUCCCCACCACCGCAACAGCUCCAUCACGGCGGCCAAGAGACAGUCUUGUCAGCAGCAAACACAGCGUCAUUCUACCGAUUCGAAAUUUUCUUUGUACGCGACAGACAGUCAGAAUCUGACUGCCUCGCAAAUGUACCACCGGGACAUGCUUCCCAACUCGGUCAUGGCGUGGAUGGGCACGGACUCUGUCUUUGCAGAACCGGACGACAUGGACGAGGCUGAUGACGAGGAGCUCAGCCAUGAAUUCGAGGACAAAUGCAACCUAGCAACCGAGCCAGAAGGCACCCAGCCCCCGCCCGCAGGCAUGGUCUCGGCAGAGCAUGCAGCUGAGGCGCGCCCGCUCUCAGUCGAGGGCUCUCCGCCACCUCCUCCUCCGCCCAAGAACCCUGCCAGGUUUGGGGCCCGCGCGCGCACGUCCCAGCUCGCCCCCAUACCCGAAAUGCUCGUCGCCUCCGCCGAGGGCGACCGCCGCCGGCGCAAGAGCAGCUUGAUUAAGCUGUCGCCCAAGUCGACACGCUUGGGCGCCAAGGCAAAGGCCGCGACGACGCGCGACUCCCUGUGCCUCGUCGGCACGGCCUACUCCAAGGCAAGCCCUCUGUUCCGCCACGGCCACAUCGAGUUCCAGCACAAGAGCCCCAAGGCCACACCGGCAGAAGACGGCGCGCAAGACGGCGCCGACCAGAACGUGGACUGGCCCAAGUUCCACUCGUCGGUCCUGUGCGAUGCCGACGGCCUCGCCUCUGGCAUGGCCCAGGACGAAGCCAACGCCAUGGCCGACGAGCUGGGCGACUGGUUCGACGAGUUUGGCUUCGAGUCCCACGGCACGCUGGUCAAGUCGGGACGUACCCGCAAGGCCGCCGACAGGACGUCGUGCAGCAUGGAGUCAUCGCGCAGCAGCGCCUCGAGCUCGUCGACGAUUUCGGACGCUGACCUGCCCAUGCCGGCCAGCCCGGACCGAUCGCCGUUUGCCAAGAUGCAGAGCUGGUCCUUUGGCCAGGCCGAGCGCAACGCCGCCUCCGCACCUGGUCGGGACGAGCACUGCUCGGACCCCAUCCCCGUGGUGACAGAGAUCGAGCUCGGACUCGAAACCUACGGCCUGCCUGCCGAAGAUGGGGAGUUUUCCCCAAAAAACGCGUCUCACAGCGCCCCGAGGAUGAGCUGCAACCUAAGCGAGGAUCUGGGUCAGUUCCUGGCCUGGAACCCUACAGUCUUUAACGAUGGACACGAGGAGGACGAAUGA
Akanthomyces muscarius is the source of this 2208-nucleotide messenger RNA. RefSeq lists its product as uncharacterized. Lineage: Eukaryota; Fungi; Ascomycota; Sordariomycetes; Hypocreales; Cordycipitaceae. The record is from RefSeq and is a predicted model, not a curated record. The transcript has a single exon. Bases 1 to 2208 code for a protein of 735 amino acids.